CGCGCUCAAAUAUUGUCUUUAAAUAAAUAUUUUUUCGUGCAGUUUCGACACAAAAUUUGUGUUAGACAUGUCUGGACCUAUACAGGACGUUAUAGAAGAAGAUGCUGCAGAUUUGCAGUUCCCUAAAGAAUUCGAAAAUGCAGAGACACUUCUCAUAUCGGAAGUAGAUAUGCUGCUAGAACACAGAAAGGCUCAAAAUGAGUCGGCCGAAGAGGAGCAGGAAUUCUCAGAAGUCUUCAUGAAGACGCUUACAUAUACCAACAUGUUUAAAAAGUUUAAGAAUAAGGAAACUAUAGCAGCAGUUAGAAACCUCCUACAGUCAAAGAAACUGCAUAAAUUCGAAGUGGCAAGUUUAGCAAAUUUAUGUCCAGAAACACCUGAAGAAGCGAAAGCUCUAAUUCCAUCUUUAGAAGGCCGAUUUGAAGAUGAAGAAUUAAGAAUACUUUUAGAUGAUAUACAAACAAAACGUAGUUUGCAGUAUUGAAGUAAUUUUUAGGAAAAUUUUGAUUGCUAUUUUUAUAAAAGAGGAUGUAUGUGUAAAUAGUUUCUUUUGAUUAAAGCAAAAAUUUGUAUUUUCAUGUCAUUAAACAUAAAAGCUGUAAUUGGAAAGUUUGCCUCAUAA
Molecule: messenger RNA, 622 nt
Organism: Hyposmocoma kahamanoa
Lineage: Eukaryota; Metazoa; Arthropoda; Insecta; Lepidoptera; Cosmopterigidae
Gene: Polr2D
Product: DNA-directed RNA polymerase II subunit Rpb4
Exons: 3
Coding region: 68-484 (138 amino acids)
Biological process (GO): nuclear-transcribed mRNA catabolic process, deadenylation-dependent decay; mRNA export from nucleus in response to heat stress; positive regulation of translational initiation
Cellular component (GO): RNA polymerase II, core complex; P-body
Molecular function (GO): nucleotide binding; translation initiation factor binding
Source: RefSeq, a predicted model, not a curated record